AUGGAGAUCUGCUUCCUGCUCGUGUGCAACCCGGAAAGGCAGCAGACGGUGUCGCAAGGGAAAAUAAACGAAGGUGGCAUCAGGUACAUUGGCAUGGUUGUGCCUCCGUGGCACCGCGCAUCCAGAUCCUUACUCAUCCUGCCAAGCAUUGAAACAACAGCUUGCUGUUCCUCCUCCACUCUGCCCCUGGAAACUUAUGAUCAUCUUUUGGAAGUCCCGGUCACUCGGGAGCAGUUAAACCACUACCGGAAUGUGGCGGAAAACGCUCGAAGCGACCUUGCGGCAACUUUGGUCAAGUUUGAAUGUGCUCAGUGUGAGCUCCGGGAUCUCCGCUCCAAGAUGCUUUCUAGAGAAGUUUCCUUUCAAGAGCUCAAAGCUGAAAUGGAGAGCUAUAAAGAAAACAACGCCAGAAAAACAUCCCUCCUCACUUCUUUGAGAGACAGAACGCAGGAGCUGGAGGAAGAAUCUGUUGCACUUGCCGUGUCUAAAACUAAAGCAGAAAUCAUGGCUCAGGCCACAGCAAAGGAGAACCAGGAACUCAGGAAGAAAGCUGUGCAACUCGAUGAGAAGUUACAAAAGUGUUUGAAGGAAAAUGAAGAGAAUAAGGCCCAGACCUCAGAGAGCUGCAGGAAACAUCAGGAAUUUCUCACCCAGCUGCAUGACUGCUUGGAUCCAGACAAGAGGGAUGAAAAGGCGUCGGAUGAGGAAGUCAUUUUGAAGCUUAGGGAACUGUGCAAGGAAAACGCUGUGCUGAAAGGAAGGAUUGUAACUCUUGAAGAGACUAUAAACGUCCAUGAGAUGGAGGCAAAAGCUAACAGAGAAACCAUCAUGAGGCUGGCUUCCGAAGUCAACAGAGAGCAGAAGAAAGCUGCCUCCUGGGCUGAAGAGAGAGACCAGUUGGAGCAGGAUGUGCUCAGUGCUGUAAAAGCAAAAGAAGCUCUUGAAAAGGAAGUUAAAAUCCUGGAAGAAAGGCUGCGUGCGGGCCAGCGGGCCUGGGAGGCCUCGAGGCAGGAGCUGAGCGCCCUGAAGAAAAGCUCCUGCGAGUUGGAGAAGAGUCUGGAGGCAGCCACUGCCUCGCAGAGGCAGCAUGCCUCAUUUCGGGAGAAAAUGGCAGCCAGCAUGGGCGUCACUGGGUCCACAGAGGACGCCCUCUUGGAGAGGAUUCGAGAGAUGGGCAGCCGGGAAGUCACCAGCAAAAGGGUGAUUUCCCAGCUGGAAGCCCAAAUUUCUGAGCUUACGGGACAGCUGGGCGAGGAGUCUGGGUCUCGCCAGAAAGCUCUCCAGAGGGCACAGGAUGCAGAAAACAAGUCGGAGAUUCUUCAGGCUCAGUUAACACACCUGGAGGGAGAGCUGGUUUCUGGGGAUGUUUUGCGAGACAGCUUGAAUUUUGAGAAACAAAAAUAUCUUAAAUUUCUGGAUGAGCUUUCAGAGAAAAUGAAAUUGGACCAGAUGGCUGCUGAACUUGGCUUUGACAUGCGUCUGGAUGUAGUUUUAGCUCGCACAGAGCAGCUGGUCCGCCUCGAGAGCAAUGCAGUCAUUGAAAACAAGACAAUUGCCCACAACUUACAGAGGAAGCUGAAAACUCAGAAAGAAAGGCUUGAGAGCAAAGAACUGCACAUGAACCUCCUUCGGCGGAAAAUAACCCAACUGGAGGAGGAGAAGCAGGUGCGCACGGCCUUGGUGGUGGAGAGGGAUGAGGCUCAUCUCACCAUCCGGAAGCUGGAGAAGAAGGUGGAGAGGUUGCAGAAGGAUCUGAGUGUGUGUCGGGACUCCAACACAGAGCUCAAAGCCAAGCUGGCUGAUACCAAUGAGCUUAAGAUUAAAACUUUGGAACAGACCAAAGCCCUUGAAGAGCUAACUAAAUCCAGGGACAAGCUGGAAAAGAUGAAGGAGAGAGCUGAGAAGAAGCUGCUGUCGGUCAAGUCAGAAUUGGAUACCACAGAGCAUGACGCUAAGGAAGACAAGGAAAGGGCCAGAAACAUGAUGGAAGUGGUAACGAGGGAAAUAAAGACACUAAAGAAAUCUCUGGAAGAAGCGGAAAAGAGAGAAAGGCAGCUGGUGGACUUCAGGGAGAUUGUGUCUCAGAUGCUGGGCUUAAAUGUGACCAAUCUUGCUCUUCCUGAUUAUGAAAUCAUCAAACAUCUUGAAAGACUGAUCCAUUCACAUCAGCAUCACUUUGUCACCUGUGCCUGCCUCAAAGAUGUGACUCCUGGGCAAGAUGGACACCUGCAAAGCCACGUGAAAUUUCUUCAUUGA
Messenger RNA from Ochotona curzoniae (black-lipped pika), 2256 nucleotides. RefSeq names its product coiled-coil domain containing 170 (gene CCDC170). The transcript is spliced from 11 exons. The coding region runs from base 1 to 2256 and encodes 751 amino acids. The record is from RefSeq and is a predicted model, not a curated record. Lineage: Eukaryota; Metazoa; Chordata; Mammalia; Lagomorpha; Ochotonidae. Gene Ontology annotation, biological process: microtubule cytoskeleton organization. Gene Ontology annotation, cellular component: Golgi apparatus. Gene Ontology annotation, molecular function: microtubule binding.